AUGAGGACAGGGGGUCCUUGGUCCUUCGAAGAAAAGAGACUUCACAUCAACUGCCUCGAACUCCUUGCAGAUUCUUUGGCAAUCAAAACAUUCACCAAAUCCAGAGCUUGUGCUCAAGUAAAACUGCUGAUGGACAAUGCUUCAGCAGUUGCUUACAUAAACAAGAUGAUGGAUACUCAUUCGCAGGUCUUAGCGAAAUUAGCGAUAGAUCUGUGGGAAUGGUGCUUCCAGAAAGAUAUGAUGGUGUCAGCUCAACAUCUCGCGGGGACUUGAAUGUAAGGGCAGACCAGGAGUCCAGAGUGAUACAGGAUUCCAGCGACUGGAAACUGAACCUGUCGGUUUUUCAAGCCCUGCUCAACAGGUACUAGGUGGGGCCCUUUCGAGGUAGAUCUUUUUGCAUACUCGCUAACACACCAAUUUCCCAAAUUUACCAGUUGGACCAGAUCCAAUGGCAAUUUACACGGAUCCAUUUUCCGUGAACUGGAGCGAAGUUCAGGGGUACGAAUUUCCCCCAUUCGCCCUGAUAGGUCGUUGUGUACGGCAGGUGAGGUCCCAUAAAGUGGAUCAAUUAGUUCUAGUAGCACCGGUAUGGCCAACUCAGCCUUGGUACCCCUUGCUACUGCAACUGUGUGUGGAUCUUCCACUACUAUUUCCGAUCUCUCCUCAACUUCUGAUGAAGGGACAACAGUCGCACACUCUAAGCAAUCUUCAAUUAGCUGGGUGAAAGCUGUCGGCAAAUCCCAUGAAACAGCAAACUUUUCAGAAGAAACUCGAAACGUUUUGUUGGCGGCCUGGAGAUAAAACCCCAGUAGUGCCUAUGCCUCUGCCUGGAGUAAGUGGGUUAGCUGGUGUGAUCAACGAAAAUUUAAUCCACUUUCAACAUCAAAAGAAUCUAUCCUAGAGUUUCUUACAGGACAAUAUAAGGAGGGCAAAGUAUAUAAAUCAAUUAAUGUUUAUCGCUCUGCCUUAUCUGCAGUGUUACCACUUAUUGAUUCCUGGAAAGUUGAUUUUCACCCCUCAGUUUUCCAACUAUUGAGGGGGAUAUUUAAUUUACCACCUCCUCAACCAAAAUACUCGCACACAUGGAAAGUCUCUCAGGUGUUGGGCUACGUAAAAUCCCUUGGGCCUAAUGAAAAUUUAAGCCUAAAAAAUUGGCCUUUCAAAUUAGUAACACUGUUGGGUCUAACAGCACCAGAUAGAUCGUCUGACCUAGCUAAACGAGAUUUGAGGUGGCGUACUUUUCAUCCUGAAGGAGUAUCAUUUUCACUCUCGGAUUUGUCAAAGACCUCUAAACCAGGAGAUACACCAAAAACAAGUUAUCAUGCAGCAUUUAGGGAAGAUAAGGAUUUAUGUCCAGUGGAAUGUUUAAUGUUUUAUGAAAUUAAAACUAAAGAAUUUCGAUCUGUUGAUGAGCAUAACAAACUGUUUUUGUCCCACAUUCUUCCUCAUAAUCCUGUAUCUUCAUCAACUUUAGCUAGAUGGAUAAAGUCGAUGUUGCAAUUAGCAGGCGCAGAUACAUCUAUUUUUACUGCGCACUCAUUAAGAGGAGCUGCUACAACAGAGGCAUUAAAUCAUGGUGUUUCAAUCACAGAUAUUUUAGGAAUAGCAGAUUGGUCUCAGGAGAGUACCUCUGCACGGUUUUAUUAUAAGCCUCGAUUUGAUGUCUCACCUGGUAAUGCAGUGUUAUCAGCUUACCAUUCUUGA
Molecule: messenger RNA, 1704 nt
Organism: Paramuricea clavata
Lineage: Eukaryota; Metazoa; Cnidaria; Anthozoa; Malacalcyonacea; Plexauridae
Source: the annotation of a GenBank genome assembly